AUGGAGACCGGCGGCGUCCCUCUGCUCCUGCUCGGUGUGCUGGCGGCUGUGCGCGCAGCGACGGUGCUCGGAUGUCCCUCAAAGUUCCUCACGCACUUUCAACACAACGGCGUUCCCUGCUGCUCGGCCUGCCAACCAGGUUUCUUUCUGGAAAUAGAAUGUUCUAAGACCUCCAACUUUGUCUGCAAACCAUGUCCUCAUGGAUCAUAUUCUACGCAAUGGAACAACUUGGCUUCCUGUCUCCGCUGUGAUGACUGUAGAAAUGAAGGGAUGCAGUAUAAGAGAAACUGCACACAGGACUCAAAUGCCCAGUGUGAAUGCAACACCGGCUACGUUUGCAAAGACAGCGAUUGCAAAAGGUGUAUCCCACAAGGGACAUUUUCUGACACAGGAACCAAGCCAAGCCAACCCUGGACCAAUUACACCAGUCUGGAUUAUGUCGAAACACCACCUGGAAAUCAAAUGAUAACUACCAUCUGUGAUAACAGUACAAAGAUAACCCUCACCCUGAAAGCCAAAGAAUCUUCUAACAAAAAGGAGGUUGCAACAGCCAUUGUGGCUUUCUCUAUCCUCUUCCUGCUUGGCCUGUCAAUUGGACUGCAUGUUGUUACGCUUAGGAAGAAGAGAAACAGAGAUUAUACUCUGUCACCAGAUGAAGCACAAGCAACAACUGUAAAUACACUAUGCAAAAAAAACAGCAAUGUUCACUAUCCAGAACAGGAAUGUGGAGGGACACCUUGCCUAGACAGAAAGAGCAUGAAGCACACCAGUGUUGACAUACCCUGUGUAUAGUAACCUUGGGCUGUGAAGGAAGACUUGCAUGAACAGCUUACAUUUUCUGCAGCUUUGCUAACAUGAGCUUUCUGCUCCCUGUUGUCUAACUGUGCUGUAAGUUGCUGGAACUUUGGCUGGGAAUGUCAGCUGUUGAAUACUGUUAGACCAUAAGAUAUAGGAGCAGAUUUAGGGCAUUCAGCCCAUUGAAUCUGCUCUGCCAUUCCAUCAUGGCUGAUCCCAGAUCCCAUUCAACCCCAUACACCUGCCUUCUCACCAUAUCCUUUGAUGCCCUGAGCGAUCAGGAAACAAUUAACUUCCAGCUUAAAUUUAUGCACAGACUUUGCCUCCACUGCUGCCUGUGGCAGAGUUUUCCACAGAUGUACUACCCUAUAGCUAAAAUAAUUCCUCCCUAUCUCUGUUCUAAAGGGUAGUCCCUCAAUUUUAAGACUGUGCCCUCUCGUUCUGGAUAGCCACACCAUAGGAAAGAUCCUCUACACAUCCAUCCUAUCCAGUCCUUUCAAUAUUCGGUAGGUUUCAAUGAGAUCCCCCUGCACUUUUCUAAAUUCCAGCCAAAAACUGCCAAACACUGCUCAUAUGCUAGCUCCUUCUGUUCUUACUGACUUGUCCCCCGUGGCUAGGAAGGAUGGACGAAAAACAAAAGGUCAGAGGGCAUCAGAGUCUGAGGCACUGAUUCAUUCAAUGCACUCAUACUCCAGAGAAGAAAAGAUGGAGAAACAGUUAGGGCUCUCUGAAUGGUGAAUGGCAGAGAAAUGGAACAAGUAACAGAGGCAUGUGGCAGCUGCCAGGUGAAUGUUUCAAAUGAGAACUAUGCUGAUUAUGGUAAGCAAAGACAGAAUAUGUGAGCAGGGGAGGUUACGCUGGAACAAGUUAGGCCACAGCUUGAGCACUGUAUAUGGUUCUGCUUGUAAUCCUGCAGGUGUGUGGUUCUGCUCAUUAUACUGGAAGAUAUGAUUUCAGGGGAGAGCAUGCAAUGGAAGAACAAUAUAUACUCAUCCUAAUUUUCAUGAACUUCUAUAGAUAGAUAGGUACUUUAUUGAUCCCAAAGCAAAUUAUAGUGACACAAUAGCAUUACAAGUGCACAGAUAUAAAUAUUAGAAGAAAAGUACAAAGAAUAAAAAAUAACUUACCACAAAUAAUCUAACAGGAGGAGGCCAUCACUGCCCUGACUAUAGGUUGACUCAUUAUAGAGUCUAAUGGCCAAGGUUAAGAAUGACCUCGUAUAGUGCCUUUGAAGCAGCGCAGUUAACUUAGUCUAUUACUAAAGGUACUCUUCUAUUCAACCAAGGUGUCAUGUAGAGGGUGAGAAACAUUGUCCAGAAUUGCCAGGAUUUUCCAGAGGGUCCUUUGUUCUACCACAGCCUCCAGUGUGUCCAGUUUGACUCUUAUAACAGAGCCAGCCUUUCUAAUCAGUUUAUUGAGCCUGUUGGCAUCACCCAUGUUGAUGCCAUUCUCCCAACACAUUAUCACAUAGAAGACAGCACUGGCAACAACAGACUGGUAGAACAUGUGAGGGAGAGGCCUGCAUACUCUACAGGACCUCAGCCUCUUCAUGAAGUAGAGGCGAAUCUGGCCCUUCUUUUACACAGCCUCUGUGUUGGUGCUCCACUCAAGUCUGUCAACCAGGUGCAUGUCCAGGUACUUGUAGGUCCUCACCGCAUCCAUAUCCUCACCACAUCAAUAGUAACAGACAGUAGUGCAGGCUUAGUCCUUCCUAAAGUCCAUCACCAUCUCCUUUGUCUUACUGAUGUUGAGCUGCAGAUAAUUCAGCUUGCACCAUUUGACAAAAUCCUCCACCACAGCCCUGUGUUAAUCCUCUCCUCCUUCCUGUAUACACCCAACUAUUGCUCAGUCAUCAAAGAAUUUCAGCAGAUGACAUGACUCAGUGUUGUAUCUGAAGUCGGAGGUAUACAGGGUAAACAGGAAAGGAGACAGUACAGUCCCCUGGGGGCCCAAUGCUGCUUUUAGCCAUGUCUGACACACAGCUCUGAAGCCGCACAUACUGUCGAAGUUUUUGGAUAGACUCAGAUUCUGCUGUGGUCGGGUGCUUCCAAGGCAUCAGUUUGUCAGUGCCUGGGAGUUUAUGGCAGGGAGAGUUUCUCCAUUUUGCUGGCUGAUAUCGGGACUAUUGGAGUCGAUCGGGACUUGAGACUUUUUUUAACCAUGCCCGUGGUCUGCUUUUAUCAAAUUAUGGUAUUGCUUUGCACUGCUGUAACUAUAUGUUAUAAUUAUGUGUUUUUUUUGUCAGUGUCAGUCUUUGGUUUGUCCUAUUUUUUUUGUGAUAUCACUCUGGAGGAACAUUGUAUCAUUUCUUAAUGCAUGCAUGCAUUUCUAAAUUACAAUAAACAAGGACUGAAUGUCCUCAUAAUCUAAUCUAAUCCUUGUAGGCAAACAGUAGGGGAUUGUGGGUUGGUAUGACCAGGGGUUGGAGGUGAGCCAGGACCAGCCUCCCUAGGGUCUUCAUGAUAUGUGGGGUCAGGGCCAAUGGACUUUCAGUUGGCCCUUCUUGGGUACUGGGACCACACAUAAUGUUUUCCACACAAUCGGGACCCUUUCUAGGCUUAGCCUCAGAUUGAAUAUAUGCUGCAGAACUCCACACAACUGCUCAGCAACUCCUUCAGGACCCUGGGGUUCACACCAUCCGGUCUCAAUGCUUUGCCGUGUCUGAAUUUCCCCAGAUCCUUGCACAGGGCAGAGAAUCCUGACUGGUUGCAUCACAGUUUGGUAUGGCAACGCCAAUGUCCAGGAUUGAAAAAGUGGUGGAUGCAGCCCAGUCCAUCACAGGAAAAGCCCUCCCCAUCAUUCAGGACAUUGACCUGGAGCACUGCCACAAGAAAGUGGCAUCCAUCAUCGAGGACCCCAUCACCCAGGCCAUGCUGUCUUCUCAACAAAAGGGUCCAAUAUCACCUGGUUCAGAAAGUUAUUACCCUACAACCAUCAGGCUCCUGUACCAGUGUGGAUAACUCCCCUCACCUCAACUCCUAACUAAUUCUAUGACCUACAGACUCAAUUUCAAGGACAACUUCUGUUCUCAGUAUUUUUUUAUUUUCUUUUGUUUGUAAGGUUUAGUUUAUAUAUGUUCUUCUUAUAGAUUCUAUUUCUAUAUUUUCCUGUAAAUGCCUACCAACAUAUGAAUUUCAAGCAAGUAUAUAGUGAUAUAUAUAUAUAUACUUUGAUAACAAAUUCACUUUAAAGCUCAGUCUACAUGUCCUUUUCCUCUGACUACGGUAUUGGGUUGUGAAAGGACGGAUGUUCCUUUCCAGAGGGAUUAUAAACCAAGGGUGUAGUUUUCAGGAAAAUGGUAGAGAAUUAGAGGAAAUGAGAGAAAAAAAUCACCCCGAGGAUGGUGGAAUGGCAAAGAAACCUGAAAGGAUGGUGGGGGCAAAGACCUUCAUGUAAAAUGCUCACAUAAAAGGCCAGUUUGUUAAACUGGAGCCCAUGGACCAUAGGAGUUUAUGAGAAUCAGGUUUAAUAUCACUGGCAUAUGUCAUGAAAUUUGUUGUUUUGUGGCAGCAAUACAAUGCAAUACAUAAUAAAAAAUAUAAAUUAUAAUAAGAAAUAUAUUUAAAUAUUAAAUAAGUCAUCCAAAAAGAGAAUAUAUAUAAUAUGCAUAUAAUAUAUUCACUAUGUGCUUCCCUCAAUAUAUAUCACACACACACACACGGGUUCAUUGUCCAUUCAGAAAUCUGAUGAUGGAAGAAAAGAAGCUGUUCCUGAAACUUUGAAUGUGUGUCUUCAGACUCCAUACCUCUUCCUUGAUGGUAGUACAACAAGAAGUCAAAAUAAGGACAAUAUCUUAUUUCACAUUAGUUCAGUUGUCUGUAAUUGGAGUCAUACACUGUACCUGACCAAAGGGAACCAUCUUCACCUUUAUGCCUGUAACACUGUAUUGUAAUAUAACCUGGGAAUUUGUAAUAAUAAAAUAUACUUGUGGAAAAAGAAAUCUUCACCAAGGUU
Messenger RNA from Hypanus sabinus (Atlantic stingray), 4749 nucleotides. RefSeq names its product tumor necrosis factor receptor superfamily member 14-like. Lineage: Eukaryota; Metazoa; Chordata; Chondrichthyes; Myliobatiformes; Dasyatidae. The coding region runs from base 1 to 792 and encodes 263 amino acids. Gene Ontology annotation, cellular component: external side of plasma membrane. The transcript has 7 exons. The record is from RefSeq and is a predicted model, not a curated record. Gene Ontology annotation, molecular function: protein binding. Gene Ontology annotation, biological process: negative regulation of apoptotic process.